UUAGAAUUUUUGGUGAAGGCUAAAAUGCUUUCAUUCGUAAGAGGCAGAUUAUUGAGAAUAUCCUCAUGGGGCACGAGUUGAUGCACCAUUUGAAAAUCAAGACGCGCGGCAAGAAAGGGUACAUGGCUCUAAAGGUUGACAUUGAAAGGCCUAUGAUAGAGUCGAAUGGCCGUUUCUACUAGCUGUCUUGGAAAAAAUGGGAUUCAACUCUGUGUGGAGAGGUGGAUUCAGGAAUGCCUGCAAUCAACUUCAUUCUCGGUCCAAAUAAAUGGCACCCCGACAGGAUACUUCUCGCCUUCCAGGGGGCUUAGACAAGGGGACCCCCUUUCCCCAUUACUGUUUGUGCUCUGUACGAAAGGAUUUGCUGCUAUUCUUCGCAAGGCAAUAGCGGACAAGCGAUUGGGAGGUGUGAAAGUCGCUCCUCGUGCCCCUCAUAUUUCGCAUCUAUUCUUUGCAGAUGAUUCUUACUUGUUUCUGCGAGGGAAUCUCCAUGAGUGUGAGAAUCUUAUUGAAGUUUUGAACGAAUAUGAGGAAUUGAGUGGCCAACGGGUGAACUUGGACAAGUCGGUUGUUUGUUUUAGCAAAAAUAUAGCUCGAGAAGAUUAGGAGUUUCUGGCUGCGAUUCUGGGGGUAUGAGCAAUGGGGGUCCAUGAUAAAUACUUGGGUUUGCCGACUCUAAUUGCCCGCUCAAAAAUGGCUACCUUCCGCUACCUGGAAGAAAAAUUACUUGAGAAAUUGCAAGGGUGGAAACAGCGUACUUUAUCUUGGGCGGCGAAGGAGACAUUGACUAAGUCAAUUGCUUUAACAUUACCGUUGCAUGUUAUGUCUUGCUUUAAAAUGUUGUUGUCCCUUUGUAGACUUCUAGACAAACACGUAGCCCAGUUCUGGUGGGGUGUGACUACUGACCAGUCACGAAUCCACUGGAUGUCCUAGCGUAAGAUGUGCCGCAGUAAGCAUGAUGGGGGGAUGGGUUUCCGUUGUUUUGAGCAUUUUAACCAGGCUCUACUGGCUAAAAUCAGAUGGCGAAUCCUCCAGGCCCCCAAUCCUUGCUGGCUCAAGUUUACAAAGGGAAGUACUUCCAUAGUGGGACUUUUCUUCAGGCCCAAGCGCGCUCGCGCCCUUCCUUGGGAUGGCAAAGUGUUCUGUUUGGAAGGCAGUUGCUAGAGAAGGGCUUACGAUGGCAAAUUGGCAAUAGGCAGUCGGCAUCACUGCUUUGCUCGAAUUGGAUCCCUCAAUUGCAUCUUGACCUACUGGGAUUUAAUCCUCAGGUGCUCCCAGAGGGUGCGGUCCACUAGUGGCGGAUGUCAUCGACCAGAAUGUUGGGGGGGGGGGGGGGGGGGGGCCUGGUGUGUUGGUAAGCUGAGUCAAUGGUUUGAUCCACCCACCUGCCGUAUGAUCCAUUCUAUUACUCUUCCGAGGCAGUCUAUGGCGGACAAACUUAUUUGGCACGACACGACUGAUGGAGUGUUCACUAUUAAAUCAGCCUACCAUUUAGCCGUCGACCUAGAUAUGAGAACUGGUUGUUGGCGUUCUACGACUAGCUGGAUGGAUAGAGCCAGUUGGAUUUGGCUCUGGGAGGCUAAUAUUCCUCCCAAGUUGAAAGUGUUUAUCUGGCAGAUUUUCCACCGUAUCCUCCCCACAACGGAGGGCCUACUUGAGAAACGCGUCCCUGUUCAUCCUCGAUGCCCGGUAUGCUGGGGGGAGCGAAAACAAUGGAGCACUUGUUUCUGGACUGUCCUGUGGCUCGGGCCCUACGGGACUACGUGGGACUAGAACAUCUUGGGCAAGGGUUGCCUCACCAAACUUUUCCCCUAUUCCUCAAGCGGCUAUUCUCCCUAAUUCAUCAACCUUCUGUGAUCCUGUCUGUGGUGGCCAUUCUGUAGCGGAUUUGAAAUCCCGAAAUUGGGUUGUCUUUGAAGGCAAGCAAUUUGGAUUCCCUACCUUGAUGCGCCAAUAUCACCAGCAAUGUGAGGAAUGGGAGCGGUUUCCUACUGAGAGUGUGACUCCGGGUUUAAAUCCGAUUUUUCAUACAUCUGGGUUACCUGCGGGGCUGAUAAUCGACUUUAAUAUAUCGGAUUCUUGAGCUUUAUGUGACUAUCUCACGGUAUGUUUAAGCCGAUUGGUGCUAUUUUAUGGAGAAUUAAUCUGUAAUGGUUGAAAAGCCAUUACCAUUUUGUGUUGGAGUUUUGGUGUGUGUUUAGGUGAAAAGAUAGAUAAAAUGGCAGCACUGGAACUUUUGAAGCAGGAGAUGGCAGGAGGGAUUGGAUCCAUAUUUCUUCCACAUCAAAUCAUUGAGCUAAAGCCCAAUUGAUGGAGGGACAUGGACUGGGCUUAGGGCUGUCCAUUUGGUUUUGGUUUUUUGGUUUUAACCGAAACCAAACCAAUUGGAAAGCUAAUGGUUUCAGUUUUUUGGUUUUAAACCAAUAAGCAACUUACUGGUUUUGGUUUGAUUAAAACCGAAAAACCAAUAGAAACCAUUAAGAAACCAAUAAGAAUAAAAUUAUUUAUCAACAAAUAUUUUUUUGUUUCUUUUGACACGCAUGCCAACCAAUAAUUUGUUAUGACCAUUAUUAUGACGUUUAUUCAAUAAAUUAUUUAUCAACUU
Messenger RNA from Linum trigynum, 2605 nucleotides. NCBI's taxonomy places the organism in Eukaryota, Viridiplantae, Streptophyta, Magnoliopsida, Malpighiales, Linaceae. The record is from the annotation of a GenBank genome assembly.